Plectropomus leopardus (leopard coralgrouper) is the source of this 7122-nucleotide messenger RNA. RefSeq names its product DENN/MADD domain containing 1B (gene dennd1b). Lineage: Eukaryota; Metazoa; Chordata; Actinopteri; Perciformes; Serranidae. The record is from RefSeq and is a predicted model, not a curated record. Gene Ontology annotation, biological process: endocytic recycling; endocytosis. Gene Ontology annotation, molecular function: phosphatidylinositol phosphate binding; guanyl-nucleotide exchange factor activity. Gene Ontology annotation, cellular component: intracellular membrane-bounded organelle; cytosol; nuclear speck.
AGCACUUCCUGGAGUGGUGUUUGUUGUGGGAAAUAAACGCCGCGGUGCUGAACUGAGGGGAUUCAGGCUACAUCCAACGGCAGGAGGACGGCACAAACUACCACACUAUCCCACCUCCAGCAGCAUGCGGUCGUGGCAGCUUUCGACCGGUGUCAGAUAAGGCAAAAGAAGUGACGUCUGAGACUGAGGAAGGACGAGGGGGAAAUAUUCCGAGCAGAGCCGCCGACAGCACGGAGUUGUCGCGAUGUUGUAGCUAAACCAUGGACAGCAGAAUAAAGGAGAAUCCAGAAAGAACAUUUGAUCUGGUUGUACAGGUGGCAUGUCCAACAUCUGAAAAUGAGGAUCCAACCGUGCUGUGGAGCUUCCCCCAGGACCACACAGACCAGGAGGUCCUUCAGACGAUACCAAAGUUCUGCUUUCCCUUUGACGUGGAAAGGGUUUCCCAGAAUCAGGUGGGGCAGAAUUUCACCUUUGUGCUGACGGACAUCGACAGCAAACAGAGGUUUGGUUUCUGUCGACUCACUCAAGGCUGCCGGGUCUGCAUAUGUCUGCUCAGCUAUCUACCAUGGUUUGAAAUCUACUACAAGUUGCUAAAUACUCUGGCAGACUACCUAACAAAACAACAGGAAAAUGACUUGAAUGACAUGCUGAAUUCUCUCUAUGAUCUGCCUGUGCCAAAGCCCUUCACGCCAGUCAACCUGAGUGUGAAUGAGCAGUUGUAUAUUGCCACUGGGCAAGUACUGAGAGAUCGGCGGAGCAAGGAGCCGCACUCCUACUUCAUCGCCCCGGAUAUCAAUGGACUGCCAACCAUCCCUGAGAGCAGGAACCUGACAGAGUACUUUGUGGCUGUGGACGUCAACAACAUGCUCCAGCUCUACGCCAGUAUGCUGCACGAACGGCGCAUCAUCAUUACCUCAAGCAAGCUUAGCACUUUAACUGCAUGUGUCCACGGUGCGGCUGCUCUGCUCUUUCCUAUGUACUGGCAGCACAUCUUCAUCCCUGUGCUGCCCCCGCAUCUUCUGGACUACUGCUGUGCCCCCAUGCCAUACUUUGUGGGAGUUCAUCUUAGUCUGCUGGAGAGAGUACGCAGUCGAUCACUGGAGGACGUGGUCAUUCUGAAUGUGGACACCAACGGCCUGGAGAGUCCCUUUGAUGACCUGCACAACUUGCCCAGUGAUGUGGUGUCCUCUCUGAAGAGCAAGCUGAAGAAGCAGUCAACAGCAACAGGAAGUGGUGUGGCGAGGGCCUUCCUGAGAGCGCAGGCCGCUCUGUUUGGAUCCUACCGAGACGCACUCAGAUAUAAACCCGGGGAACCAAUCACUUUCUGUGAGGAAAGCUUUGUGAACCAUCGAUCGAGCACCAUGAGGAGCUUCCUGUCCAUGGCUGUCAACCUGCAGCUCUUCAAACAGUUCAUCGACGGACGGCUGGCCAAAUUGAACGCAGGCCGUGGCUUCUCCGACGUGUUUGAAGAAGAGAUCACAGAGGGGGGCUUCUGUGGAAGUAAUUCAAGGUCUUACCAGCAAUGGAUGCACACUGUGAAGAGAGGAGGAGCACUCAUCAACACAGCUGUGACAAAAGCCAAGAGUCAUGCCAAGAGGGGCAUCCGGGACUUUAAGGGCAGACUCAAAGCGAGGGAAGAAGAAGAAGAAGGGAUGAUGGUCUGUGCCGGGUCUCCCACCAGCACCAAGAGCCUGUCUCCAAGGAGACUGCAGAAGAUGAGACGGCAAAACUUCAACAAGUAUCCCAUGAGCAUGGGCCCUCGGGAUCUUGGCUACGGGCUCGAUGAUGAUGAGCUGGACAGUGCAAGCAAGAUCUCCUCAGAGGAUAGCGGGGAUGUCCCUUCGUACAUCGAGGACAGCGACGACUCCUACUCACUAGAUCUCGACAUCGACUCCUCCCAUACAGGCCAGAUGAACCUGCUGGAGGAAAUCCUGGACUCUCUGACCACCACAACAGUGGAGCAAGGCAAACUGAGCGCUGCCAAGAGCCUGGACUUCUUCAGGUCAAUGGAUGAUUUAGACUACAAGACCCCGAGCAAACCCACACCUUCCAGUGAAUCUAACUCUGCAGAUGAUGUAGACGAGGAUCAGGGCAGCUGGAAUAUGGGCCAGGAUGACAGCGCAGUCCACGGAAAACACCUUCCCCCGUCCCCACGCAGGCAGCCUAAUAAGAGCAGCCUGAAGGUGUCAAAGAAACCGGCACCAGCUCCAGCAGUGCCCAACAUCACAGCUUCACCCCCGGACCAGGACACUGGUGUCGCCAGCUCACAUCAGCUCAACUCUGACCCUCACCCUCUACCUCCAGGGCGACAACCAGGAGACCGCUUCUCCUACUCACCGUCGCUGUCCCAUAGAGUUACACCUACGCUGCCAUCUCCCUCUCUCUCUCACACCUACAGUUCUCCAGCACCUAUUUCUCUCCAAAACUAUUCUCCUCCAGCAGGCCGGCCUCGGACCAUCUCAGAUCCCCAAGGGAACACAGAGCCUCUUCAGCCCCCCCAAAACCACACUGCCUCCACCAGCGUCCUGAGGAGGAAGGUGCUGUCCAAGGAGACAGUGAGGCACUACCAGGAAAAGGCCCUCCAGAGGCAGGGCAGCAAGGGCCAACAGGAGGGUCAGGGGAGCCCGUCCAGGAACAGCCAGUCAGCUAUGCAGGUCCCGUGGGAAAAAGAGGUGUCCAAGGAAGGGCUCCUUGGGCUCGGCCUGUGCCUGGGUCAGGGUAAAGGCUCAGGGACGGCUGUGGUGCAGGAUCAAGGCCUCCUGGAGGAGAUUGAGUCCAUGUGUUGCCUCGGCUCAGUCCUCCACACCAGCCUGCAGCUCUCACAGGUUCACUGCAACAACAGUCACCACCAGGUCCAGAGCAAAGCCACCGACGAGUCGUAGGGACAUCAAAGAAAAUGAAAAAUGCCAUAAAUUCUACUGAAAUCUACUCACCGUAGUUCUUUGAGUACAACUAGCCACAGUCUGAGAGGACAGAUCUUUUUUAAUCUCAACACUCAGUUUUCAGGAAACAUUCUGAACAAAUUUGAUGUCGCAAGGGCAGACACAAACAGCGAGUUACAGCCUCAAGAACAGAGAACAGGAAGAGAAAAGUUAGUGCACUGCAGAGCGCUCCGUUUUUUUAAAGAUAUCUGUGUAAAAUAGAGCCCUAAAAAUCAAAUUUCCUUAAAAAUCUGCCAGUGUAGUAAGAAUAUUUUAAUCUGUUUUCAAUAAAUGAGUACUGGUUUCUUGAUCUGUAUCUUGAAACUACUAAGAAUUUCAAAAACAAGAACUCCACAUAGUUAAAAAAAAUUAAUCAAAAAAUAAAAAUAAAAAAAAAUUUAAAAAACAAUGAUUUGCACUGGAAACACCUGAAAAAAUCUUAGUACAGUGGCAAAUUCUUUCAUUUCCAUUGCAAAACCUCUGAGUGAAUUGGAUACUCUGCUAAAGUGACAACAGCUUGUGAGUUCAGUUAGUGUUUAUUCUUUAUGACAAGAGAAUUAUCUUGUGCUUAGAGAGUAGCACUUCAAAAACACAAACUAAGGGCCAUAGCAUUGAGAUGUGUAGUGUGUUUUUUGGAGUGCAGCAAAACUCAAUUACAAAGUUACAAAAGCACCAAUGCUUGAUAAGAAGGACAUGUUUGCAGUAUUUUACUGCUCGUUAUAGUAUUUCUGUCUGUGAUCAUCUAAAUUUAUGGACAUGUAUUUUUCAUCUUGUAAUAUAUUCACAAUGUAAUACCUGAAAAAGACAAAUAAUUAAAUUCUUGGUGAAAUAUAAGUAGCCAGCAGGUACUGAGGAAAUUCUCCACCUUAACUUUACAGAAUUUAGAAACGGCUCAGAACUUUGUGAGGAUUAUAAGGGAUGACAUCUCUUCCACACAUCAUUACAACUUUAACCUAUUGUUCAAAACAUUUCACAUUAAAUUCAGAUUAAAUUUGCACUUGUAGAUUAACAAAAUGUACUCAGUCUUGGCCACGUGGUACUAAACCUUUUGAGCAAAAACAACAAAGUGAGACACUCAAGCCUUCGAAGCUACUUAUACACUGUGUGAUUUACAUUUUUUUGUUUUUUUUAUCACCAUGCCUUAAAUGGACAUGUGAUUUGUUUUGAUACUCUGGUGUCUUAAUCUAUUGAUACCAUAACAGGUACUUUGUAAUCAGAAUUUCUUGUAGUCUCAGACUUAAAUGCAACAGUUGAUAGUACUUAAACAGCACUGUAUUUCUCUGGAUUAAUAGAAUAGUUGAUAUAUAUGAUGUGCUUUAAGCUGCUGUUUUUAAAUAGCAUUCCAGAUAAUGAGAUGUGCAUGUAGAAACCUUCUGUCUCUCUCUCCUCUUCCUGUGUUCCUCCUCAGCACAUUUCUGUCACACUGAAGAGAUGCUAGGUUAAGUUUAAGUGGACGAUGAAAAGUCAGUUCUCCACAUCCUUUUUCUUUUUCUUUCUCCACCAUCAUCACUUGUCCCCUCAUGUUGUCUCACCUAAUUUUCUGCCUUUGAGUUGUUUCAGCACAUUUGACUUUCACACUCAACCUUUAAAAUGAUUGCCAGUUGUUUGGAGAGCUAAUGUGGUUUGGAGUGGGGUGGAAAAGGUGAUCUUAAAAAGAUAAGGCUGGUGAUUUUCAAUGUCUAAAAAAAAUAUUCAAAAAAUCCUAUAAAACAAUGCAUUAUGUACUGAUCCCCAAAUUUGUUCCUAUUAGAGAUAUUUUUAAAAAUGGAUCAAAAAGAUAUAUAGCUUCAGUUAAAAAAAAUAAAGACUCCUUAACAGCUGGGAACUGUAAAUGUUACUCAAAAAGGAGUAAAUAGUGCAUUUUCAGGACAUAUUUCCUGUUUAUAGGAUAAAUUAAUCACACAACUCAGUCUUUCUUUCUGUCUGUCUCCCUUUCUGAGAAAAUGCAAUCUCUGCCCCUCUAGGUUAGAGUCACACACUGUAAUGUAACGCAGUGGUAGAUGAUUGUACUGUAAUGAAGCAAUACGGUUCUCCUCAGAGAGUAGCUGCAUGGAUGUAAUGUGUACAGAGUCUAAAGUAUUUCUAUAACAGACUCUCCUGUGGAGAGAAACGCUGCAUCCAGAGAUUGUGGGUUCCCAUCGUUCUCUGCGUCGCCACAAACCCGGGGAAAAGAAGAAAAAGCUUUUUCAUGUGCUUGUGUUGGGAUUAUUACAUUUAUGGUUCGUUGUUCUUAUGAUUUAUGCCAGACGCCAGUCGGUGUGGCAGUUUAAUAGCAGCUAUUUCUCCGCUUUUUGACUGCUGCUCUGCGUUAACGAUUUGCUCAUAAAGUCUUUGGCGUGCUUCUAAAAGCCCAGGAAUCAGUCCUAGUAAUUCCAAAAAGGAGAAGGAAAAAACUCCAGAACAAACUCUGCACUGGCCUUAUGCAUUGUAAACACUUUAAAAAAAACUUAUUUACUAUGCAAAUAUGUAAGAAAUUAUCAAAAAAAAGGUCAGUUUUCUUUAACAAAUACAUUAAAAUGCACAAUUCUACUUGAAAAAUAAUCAUAAUAAAUCAAGUUUUGUGGUGGGACUAAGCCUCAUGUGUCCCCAGAUGAAUAAAUAAAUAAAAUCUAUUUAAUUGUGUGUGAGCACCAGAAUGGUGUGUGCCUUAUACAGUAAGAGUAUAAUCAGAACAAGGUACAGUAUUGUAGAAGGUGUAUGCAAUGUUUUCAGACCACCUUAAAUCACAGUACGGAACAUUAUGGUAUUUAUAUGAUAAACAGACCUGCUUUGGUCCUUACAAACUGACCUGAAAUGAACUUGGGUACUAGCAUUGUUUUUAUAGCCGUUUUAUUUUUCGGUUUGGGCUGCAGUCCAGCUGGAGUUACUCAGUGUUUUUCUUUGCUGCGGUGGUCGGCGGGAAUCUUCCUGCCUGUAUUUAAUACAAGAUCUUUGAAUUUCUCCGCUGGGUUACUUUUUGUAAAUUAAGUUCUCUCUUGGGUUGUACUAAUAGGUGAUUCUUUGAAUAGUUUGUGCUCUUUUUGUUCUCUCUCUUUUUAAACACUCAUUCUGAGCUAACUGCAUUUCAAGAUGUUUCUCAGCGGAGUUUCUCUAGUUGAUUUCAUACUGAUGAGAAAUUAUUUUCAACUGAAUAGACGUGUAUUUUUGCUGGCUUGAGUUUAUUUUACAUGGAUAAUAUAUGAUUGGUGUUUAAUGUUGUAAAAAAAAAAUAAAUGACACCUUAUAUUUGAAUGUUUUAGAUUUUAUUUUUGGAAGAAAAACAUAUAUAUAGAGAGAGAGAAUAUUAACAAAUGUCCCAUGUAGCCAUUCAUGUUCAGAAGCAUUUGACACCUUCAGAGACUGACGCUUGCUCGUUCCGGUACAAUGCUUAUUGUUGUAUCUGCAUGUAUGUACCUGUAUGUGUUUUAUGCUAUGAUUUUUAACCUUUGUUUAGUUUUGUGGUCUGUUCUGUUGGUAUUAAUUAUGAUUUCAGUAUUGAGCGCUUCCAUCAGAACAACAACAAUGGAUUUGGGUCUCACACAAUACACUCAUUCUGCCUUGCAUUGGGUAUUGUAGGGUUAAAUGUCAUCUGCCUUGCAUUUUAUGUAGAAGAAAACGUUGGUACAUUGGUUACUUGCUACUGUAAAUCGAACCAUAGAGGAUUGUGGUAAGAAAUACUUAGCAAUAAAGACAUGAUUGUCAGGGGAUUUGCAUUUAAAUGUCUGCAGGCUUGUGAUUACUAAGGAUUACUUGUGAUUACUCUGUUAAAUUUAGAGUGUAAAGGAAUACAAAAAAUGUAAUUUAAUUGUCCUGAAAUUACAAAUUUGGAGUGAGAGGUAGGUAGAUUAUGUAGCAAUGUUGACAGAGGUACUACGAAGUUAGAACACUCAACUUUCCAAAUAUAUUAACAUCACUUCCCUUUAACCACACAUUUAAAAAAAACAUAUUUUCAGUGUUGUGACAAGUUGGGAUGAGUUACUGUAAGCAGUUUUAUUUCUCAGUCUCUCUUCUGGGUAUUGUAAUGAUGAUAACUCUUUGGUAUUUUGGCAUUUACUGAUUUUCUGAGUCUGUGCACACUUGCAUGUUCUCACUGCAGAGAAAACAACAGUCUUCACCAACUGAGGUCAAUCUAACAGUAAUGUGCUAUUGAUGAGUAACUUGGUACAACUGCACACAAUGUAUGCACUGUGAACUGAAAAUAAAUUAUACUGUUUAAUGCUUA